GUUGGCAGAUCGGAGAUGGAGGGGGAGAGGGGGCGGGUGCUGGUGGUGGGCGGGAGCGGCUACCUCGGCCAGCACCUCCUCGCCGCGCUCGCCGCCGGGGGCGACGGCGGCGUCGACGUGGCCUUCACCCACCGCCGCGGGGCGGCGCCGCGGCCGCUGCUCGACGCGCUCCCAGGCGUCCGCGCCUUCCGCGCCGACCUCCGCUCCGGCGACGGGCUCGAGGCCGUAUCCGCGUCCUUCGGCCAGCCACAUGUGAUUGUGAACUGUGCUGCAAUCUCGGUUCCCCGGGCGUGCGAAACGGACCCAGCUGCUGCCAUGGCUACUAAUGUGCCUUCUUCACUUGUCGAUUGGUCACUGAGCUUCGGGAAUGACAAGACUCUUUUGAUUCAUCUCUCCACAGAUCAAGUUUAUCAGGGGGUGAAAUCCUUCUACAAAGAGGAGGAUGAGACACUGCCCGUGAACAUGUAUGGCAAAUCAAAAGUUGCUGCAGAGAAGUUCAUUACUGAGAAAUGCUCAAACUAUGCAAUCUUGAGAAGCAGCAUCAUUUACGGGCCACAAACAAUCUCUCCUAUUGAAAAAUCGCUCCCUAUCCAGUGGAUGAACGCUGUCCUUUCACAAGGCCAGCAAGUUGAUUUUUUUAAUGAUGAGUACCGCUGCCCAGUUUAUGUAAAAGAUAUGGUGGAUGUAAUAUUGUCUUUGACAAAAAGUUGGUUAUCAGAUGGCAAAAAAGUUCAGUUACUUCUGAAUGUCGGUGGACCAGAUAGGGUUUCAAGACUGCAGAUGGCUGAGUCUGUUGCUGAAGUUCGUGGAUAUAGCAAGUCGAUGAUCAAAUCUGUGCCUGCAUCAUCGGUUAACCGGGGUGUAGCUUCACCGUCAGACAUAUCCAUGGAUAUCACCAGGCUAACUCAGACGCUUGGUAUCCAGCCGAUUACAUUCCUGGAUGGAGUCAGAGCUACACUUGACGCAGAAGCCAGUACAUGAUAUUCAUAAAUUGUUUGUUCAAGUUCCUCCACAAAAUAUCGAAGUGUGACAAUUUCUGGAUGGAGUCAGAGCUACACUUGACGCAGAAGCCAGUACAUGAUAUUCAUAAAUUGUUUGUUCAAGUUCCUCCACAAAAUAUUGAAGUGUGACACAAAGAACCCCCUUUCUUUUACCUGACAAAGAACCCGUACUAGUUUGCCGAAAUUGCAGCAGCGGUAGAUUCUGUUGGAUCUGUAUGCGUGAAAGAUGUAACUUUGCUACCAUCGAACAACUUGCCCUUGGUUUUACUGUCUGUACCAUUCUGAAUAAAAAUGGCAUCCAUGUGUGUUCUUCAGAAGUCUGUACUUCUGGUCUGCGACAUAUACCGUUACCAUAUAUCACCGAUGAAGAAUCUUUUCACUCCGAUGAA
Messenger RNA from Aegilops tauschii subsp. strangulata, 1390 nucleotides. RefSeq lists its product as uncharacterized. NCBI's taxonomy places the organism in Eukaryota, Viridiplantae, Streptophyta, Magnoliopsida, Poales, Poaceae. The record is from RefSeq and is a predicted model, not a curated record.